AUGUUCUAGUUCAGAAAAGAAUUUCAGAAAAUGGAAAAUGUUUUCUAAAUAUCUUUAUUUACGAUGAUUUUAUUCAAAUAAACACCCCGUAGGCUUGAAAAUAUGACCAUUCGGAUGGUCCUUAAGUUGGAUAAGAUGUCAUCGCAGAUAUUGACAAAGAUGGCUCGUUAUCACGUCACAAACAAUUUUUCAAAACAUUUCGUUCAUAAUUUUUCAAAGCAACAGAUGAAAACAAUGCAUAGUUAUGGAGUCAGAAGUCCCAAGUCAUGUCUUACUGGGGACCUAGAAAGACUACUUAAUCAAUUCAAGCAAUGUGUGAGAAGACAAUCUAUAAAAGAACAUAUUCUGAGAUCAAACAGACAAUGGAUUCCUAGAGUGUCAAGAGUGGCCACGUUGUUAUGUAUUCCAAGUGCAGUUCUAGUCAAAUAUAACUUGAGAUUAGUUGAAUGCAAGGCCAAUUAUUCACGGGUAGUGGAGAAAUCAGAGAUAGAGAAUGAACCUGUCUUUGAUUGGGGACAGUUUAUGAAGAUUCUCUUACCAGAGCUAGCUUACUUGAUAGCUGCAGUAGUAGCAGCAUUUGCAGUGGCCAUAGUGAACAUACAGAUGCCUCUGUACCUGGGGGAGUUGGUCAAUGUCCUUUCAGAGUUUACCAAGGAAGGCACACAGAACUAUGUCGAGCACAUGAAGAAACCAGCGCUCAAACUUAUUGGCUUUUAUGUAACUCAGGGAGUGUUAACAUUCAGCUAUAUCAGCCUGCUGUCAGCUGUGGGGGAGAGGGUUGCCACGAGGAUGAGACAACAACUCUUCAAUUCCUUGAUAUCACAGGAUAUCAGCUUCUAUGAUUCGCAUAAAACUGGAGAACUUAUAAAUAGGUUGACAGCUGAUGUACAGGACUUCAAGAGCAGCUUCAAGAUGUGUAUAUCUCAGGGACUCAGAUCACUAACACAAACAUUAGGUUGUGUUGUAUCAUUGUUCAUGAUUUCCCCCAUGCUAACAGGGUCUAUGGUUGUCAUAGUACCAACCAUUAUAGGAGCAGGUGCUCUUAUUGGCUCCAUACUCAGGUCCAUGUCUCGAGAGGCACAAGCUCAGGUUGCAAAGGCAACAUCAAUUGCUGAUGAGGCUAUUGGAAAUGUGAGAACUGUAAGGGCUUUUGCAAUGGAACCAAAGGAAAUAGAAUUGUACAAUCAAGAGGUGGAACUGUCUUCACAGCUGAACACUAAGCUGGGUGUAGGAAUUGGACUCUUCCAGGGCCUUUCUAACUUUGCUCUUAACGGGAUUGUACUAGGGGUGCUGUAUGUAGGUGGGUCUCUAAUGUCCAGCAAUAAACUAAGCGCAGGAGAGCUCAUGUCUUUCCUUGUGGCCACACAAACAAUACAAAGGUCCCUGGCUCAGAUGUCUUUACUGUUUGGUCAGACUGUGAGAGGACUCAGUGCAGGCGCUAGAGUCUUUGAGUAUCUGAACAUCCAGCCUGAGAUUCAUUUAAAUGGAGGUACUACAAUCCCACACCACACUCUAAUCGGCAAUGUUGAGUUCAAAAAUGUUUCUUUUGUCUACCCAACCAGGAAAAACCAAACUGUGUUGAAAGACUUCAGUUUAAAAGUUGAUGGAGGAAAGGUGGUUGCUUUGGUCGGUCUGUCUGGUGGAGGGAAGUCUACAAUAGCUGCCCUACUUGAGAGAUUCUAUGACGUCAGUGGUGGCAGCAUCACCCUUGACAACCAUGACAUCAGAGAACUUGAUCCAUCUUGGAUGAGGGGCCAUGUUAUUGGAUUUAUUAAUCAAGAGCCAGUCCUAUUUGCUACAAGUGUACUAGAGAACAUCCGCUAUGGGAGACCAGACGCUACAGACAGUGAAGUUUUCGAGGCUGCCAAGCAAGCCAAUGCACAUACAUUCAUUGAAAGAUUCCCCGAGGGAUACAAGACAGUCCUGGGGGAGAGGGGAGUGACAGUCUCAGGGGGACAGAAACAGAGAAUCGCUAUUGCCAGGGCACUCAUUAAGAAUCCAACCAUAUUGAUUCUGGAUGAAGCCACCAGUGCCUUGGAUGCAGAGUCAGAAAGAAUUGUACAAGAAGCCCUGGAUAAUGCCACUAAAGGAAGAACUGUGUUGGUUAUUGCUCACAGACUGAGUACAAUUCAGAAUGCUGACCUCAUUGCAGUGGUGUCUCAUGGGGCUAUUAAAGAGAUGGGAACUCACGGUAGUCUAAAGAGGAAAAGAGGACUUUACUGGGAGCUCAUCAAGAUGCAACAACAGGAAGAAG
Molecule: messenger RNA, 2254 nt
Organism: Owenia fusiformis
Lineage: Eukaryota; Metazoa; Annelida; Polychaeta; Sabellida; Oweniidae
Source: the annotation of a GenBank genome assembly